GUGGUGGAGUAACUGGGCAAAGCUAUUGCAGGAGGCUGGCACGUUCGAGCGUAAACUUUUUUUUUUUUUUUUUUUUUUUUUUUUUUUAAUAUAAACACCAGCAGACCUUUUAAAACAUCAAAUUUUUUUUUUUUUUUGGGGGGGGGAGUUGAAGAGUCACCCGUGGCUCUCGUACUACGAUUGGAUCUUUGUGAGGCCGGGAACGAAUUUCUAAUCUACUAUUGACCGCCGUUGAGUUGGAAAGGCAGCGUUCGCAGUGCUGCUCCUCAAACGCACCGCCACAUUUCCGAAAAGAACUCGUCACAACCUGGGAUUGCACGUCGCGCGGCCAGCGACUCUUCUGUCUAGCGCGCAGUAGGCGCCCCAUCGUAAGGUCACGAGUGAACGACUGACAAUUCUUCAGUGUUUGGGACUAUCGGUGUUGUGAGCCUGCGUCCGAGGGGGAUUUUGUGGAGACAAAGCAUACGGAUCUUGACAUCAAGGAGAAGGAUUGAGAGAGCCAGGCUGCGUGGAAGGAAACCUUAACAUCGAGGGCUGGGCUUUGUCCGCGCGCCUGCGAGUGCAGGGAGGGGUGACGAGACUAUUGCUGACCCACUGGGAUUAUCGUGCUGGAGCGCGCCACAUCUCCUGGACCCACACCCCAGAGAGGAUACACACAAGAUGUAUCCGCAGGGCCGGCAUCCGGCACCUCAUCAGCCUGGGCAGCCCGGGUUCAAGUUCACAGUAGCAGAAUCCUGUGACAGGAUCAAAGACGAGUUUCAGUUCCUUCAAGCGCAGUAUCACAGUCUUAAGGUGGAGUAUGACAAGCUAGCCAACGAGAAGACAGAGAUGCAACGUCACUACGUCAUGUACUACGAGAUGUCCUACGGGCUCAACAUUGAAAUGCACAAACAGACUGAGAUUGCGAAGCGGCUCAACGCUAUUCUUGCCCAAAUCAUGCCUUUUCUGUCACAAGAGCACCAACAGCAGGUAGCCCAGGCUGUUGAGCGUGCUAAGCAAGUGACAAUGACCGAGCUGAAUGCCAUCAUCGGGGUACGUGGACUUCCCAAUCUGCCCCUCACCCAGCAGCAGCUCCAAGCCCAGCACCUAUCGCACGCAGCCCACGGGCCCCCAGUCCAGCUCCCUCCUCACCCCUCCAGCCUGCAGCCUCCCGGCCUGCCCCCUGGCACGGGCUCCGGCUCUGGCCUGCUGGCCCUAGGCGCCCUGGGCAGCCAGGCUCACCUGCCAGUCAAAGACGAGAAGAACCAUCACGAUCUGGAGCACAGAGACCGGGAAUCGAGCACGAACAACUCCGUGUCCCCAUCAGACAGUCUGCGGGCCAGCGAAAAGCACAGGGCUUCAUCAGACUACAGUCUGGACCCAAAAAAGCGCAAAAUGGAGGAGAAGGACAACCUGAGCAGAUAUGACAGCGAUGGAGAUAAAAGUGAUGACCUGGUGGUUGAUGUGUCCAACGAGGACCCGGCCACCCCCAGGGUCAGUCCCGCUCACUCUCCCCCCGAGAACGGCCUGGACAAGGCCCGCGUGCUGAAGAAAGACGCCCCCAACAGCCCCGCCUCCGUGGCCUCGUCGGGGAGCACCCCAUCCUCCAAGGCCAAGGACCACCCCCACAAUGACAAGUCCUCCACCCCAGGCCUGAAGUCCAACACCCCGACGCCCCGCAACGAUGCACCCACACCCGGCACCAGCACCACCCCUGGGCUCCGGCCUAUCCCGGGCAAGCCCCUUGGCAUGGAGGCCUUGGCUCCUGCCCUGCGGACCCCUCUGUCAUACGCAGCGCCAUUUGCGAUGAUGGGCCACCACCCCGAGAUGAACGGCUCUCUGACCAGCCCGGGGGUCUACGGCCUCCACAUCUCCCCCCAGAUGAGUGCGGCAGCGGCCGCGGCUGCCUACGGCCGUUCGCCCAUGCCGGGGUUUGAUCCACAUUCUCACAUGCGGCCUCCUGGUCUCCCAGCCAGCCUAACGUCAAUCUCGGGAGGAAAACCAGCCUACUCCUUCCACGUCAGCGCCGACGGACAGAUGCAGCCCGUUCCCUUCCCCCCGGACGCCCUGAUCGGCCCCGGGAUCCCGCGCCACGCCCGCCAGAUCAACACGCUGAGCCACGGCGAGGUGGUGUGCGCCGUCACCAUCAGCAACCCCACCCGCCACGUCUACACAGGGGGCAAGGGCUGCGUCAAGAUCUGGGACAUCAGCCAGCCGGGCAGCAAGAGCCCCGUGUCCCAGCUCGACUGCCUGAACAGGGAUAAUUACAUCCGCUCGUGUAAGUUGCUUCCUGACGGGCGCACGCUGAUCGUGGGCGGAGAGGCGAGCACUCUGACCAUCUGGGACCUGGCCUCGCAGACGCCCCGCAUCAAGGCCGAGCUGACGUCAUCGGCACCCGCCUGCUAUGCCCUGGCCAUCAGCCCCGACGCCAAGGUCUGCUUCUCCUGCUGCAGCGACGGCAACAUCGCCGUCUGGGACCUCCACAACCAGACGCUGGUCAGGCAAUUUCAGGGCCACACGGACGGAGCCAGCUGCAUAGACAUCUCUCAUGACGGCACCAAGCUGUGGACGGGGGGCCUGGACAACACAGUGCGCUCGUGGGACCUGCGGGAGGGGCGGCAGCUCCAGCAACAUGACUUCACCUCACAGAUCUUCUCCCUGGGCUACUGCCCGACGGGCGAGUGGCUGGCCGUCGGCAUGGAGAGCAGCAACGUGGAGGUGCUCCACCACACCAAGCCUGACAAGUACCAGCUGCACCUGCACGAGAGCUGCGUGCUCUCGCUCAAGUUUGCCUACUGUGGUAAAUGGUUCGUGAGCACAGGGAAGGACAACCUUCUAAACGCGUGGCGGACGCCCUACGGAGCCAGCAUCUUCCAGUCAAAGGAGUCUUCGUCUGUCCUGAGCUGUGACAUUUCUGCUGAUGACAAAUACAUCGUGACGGGAUCUGGUGACAAGAAGGCCACAGUUUAUGAAGUAAUCUAUUAGAUUUAGGAUUGAUCGACUGGAUCCAAAGACUUUGGAUUGGACCUUCAUCUUUGGGCUUCAGUUGGAGUGGAAUUGUGCCAAGUGCAGGCCUGCCCCCUCCUCCAAUCACAGGAAAACAGUCUUGAGGUUCAAUUCGUCGACUCUGGAAAAAUUAAGGUUUUUUUUGUUUGUUUGU
Messenger RNA from Electrophorus electricus (electric eel), 3139 nucleotides. It is a transcript of the gene tle3b, whose product is annotated as TLE family member 3, transcriptional corepressor b. The record is from RefSeq and is a predicted model, not a curated record. Lineage: Eukaryota; Metazoa; Chordata; Actinopteri; Gymnotiformes; Gymnotidae. Gene Ontology annotation, cellular component: transcription regulator complex; nucleus. Gene Ontology annotation, molecular function: protein binding; transcription corepressor activity. Gene Ontology annotation, biological process: regulation of DNA-templated transcription; negative regulation of canonical Wnt signaling pathway.